Molecule: messenger RNA, 12055 nt
Organism: Lethenteron reissneri (Far Eastern brook lamprey)
Lineage: Eukaryota; Metazoa; Chordata; Hyperoartia; Petromyzontiformes; Petromyzontidae
Product: rap guanine nucleotide exchange factor 2-like
Biological process (GO): small GTPase-mediated signal transduction
Molecular function (GO): protein binding; guanyl-nucleotide exchange factor activity
Source: RefSeq, a predicted model, not a curated record
UGCACGGCGUGUCCGUUUUCAACACUGCCAAGCGGAGGCAGACGGCUUAACACAAAAAAGACUCGGCUCCCUCGCGGAAACUCGUUUUGUUUAGCAAACUAAAUAUAAAACAAACCCCUAAAGCAACUGAAGAAGCCAUCUGCGGUUUAUUCCUACCAAGCAGCUUCCUGUUAGUAAGGGUGUUUGCUUCCUGACCCAUACGUGAUUAUACGUGCAUCCUCCUAACUAUUCUGCUGUUGUGUUUAUAGCUUUGUACAGGUUGAUACAUUUAUUUUAUUUUCUUGCUAUUUUCAUGAACAUAUUCGUGCGUAGCCUAUACACACUCAGUGCGUGUAACUAAAUGAAUUAGGAUUGAUUCGUUAAACAGAAGACUAGAUGCAGUACUUUGCUAUGUUCAAGAGGUGCCAAGAAAGAAGACAACUUUUCAACUGGACUACACUUUGCUUCAACUUGUAGGGAGAGUCGCCGAACGAACACCGCCAGGAUUAAUCAGCAAGCUGCGUGUCCCGGUCAUUCUUAAACGAGGCUCCGAAAGCUCUCUUUUCUGAUUGGCUGCUGCUGGAAUAAAAAAAAUGAAUGUGAGCCACGGGAAACGAGUCAGAGAUUGAGAGAGAGUUAGGGGGUGGUGGUGGUGGGGGGGGAUAAAGACUCCCGACUUCAAGAUUUAAAAACUCGAGGACGUUAAAGAGGAAUUCUCACAUUUGUUUCCAAGCAAAGUGGGAGAAUGGCGCACCGUGCCGACGUGGGAUUGCUGAGUGCACUCGUCAAGCCCGUCCCAUGCAGGACACCCCAGGAUUUGGAGCUGGUUUAUUAUUUUCUACACGGCUUGGAGUCCCUGUCCCACCUCCGUGAGCAUCAACUUCGAUUAUUGAGCCGAACUGCACACUACCAGAAGGUGGAUGUCGGUUGCCUUGUGUUCUCGGCAUACGACGUCAGCACAAGUUGGUACGUGCUGGUGGUCGGCUCAGUCUUCAUUCACGGGGCCAUGUUUUUCCCGAGAAGCAGUUUUGGACGACAGAGGCCGGGCAGUCAGAGGGGCCAUGAUUGCAUCGUUCUGGAGCCAUCAGAGCUAAUUGUGCUGGAUUUCAUGGAUGAGCAUGAGGAGUUUCAGCGCCAGGCCUCCUUCCGGCAGUCUCGCCGGCGCUUCAAGAGGAUCACGCACGACGGCGCCAGGCAGACGGUGACGGACUGCCCCGGCGAGCCGCCCGAGGCCAAGCCACCGGUGCCCCUGCCGAGCGUCCACUACGUCCCGCACGCCCCCGCACAGAGGCUGUACUCCACGCUUCCCGCCGACCUGCAGAAGAUGCAGCUGAGCGAGAGCUUGCACCACCAGCACAUGGCGCGCGUGUCGGCGAGCCAGUCCGGGUGCAGCAUCGGCAGUGACUCUGGCAGCAGCCUCUCCGAUAUCUACCAGGCCACGGAGAGCGACCCUGGCGACAUGGACCUCACGGGGCUGCCCGAGGGUCUGGUGGACUCGGAGGACGACGAGGAGGAAGACGAGGAUGAGAUCGAACGCUCCGGCGAGGCUCUGCCGAGCCACGACUUUGUGCGCGACUGCCUCGAGAAGGAGCCCAACGACCGCACGGACGAUGAUAUCGAGCAGAUGCUGGAGUUCAUGCACCAGCUGCCCGCCUUCGCCAACAUGACCAUGUCGGUGCGACGCGAGCUCUGCGCUGUCAUGGAGUUUGCGGUGGUGGAGCACGCCGGCACCGUCGUGUUGAACCACGGCGAGGAGCUGGACUCGUGGUCGGUGAUCCUGAACGGCUCGGUGGAGAUCACCAACUUUGACGGGCGUACGGAGACGCUGUACAUGGGCAACAGCUUUGGAGUGUCUCCUACUGAGCAUACAGAAGUCAUGGUCGGGGUCAUGAAAACAAAGACCGAUGACUGCCAGUUUGUGUGCAUAGCACAGCAGGACUACUGCCGCAUCCUGAACCAGGUGGAGAGGAACAUGCAGAAGGUGGAGGAGGAGGGAGAGAUCGUCAUGGUGAAGGAGCACCGAGAGCUCGACCGCACUGGCACUCGCAAGGGGCACAUCGUCAUCAAGGGUACGAUGGAGCGGCUGCUCACCCACUUGGUGGAGGAGCACUCUGUGGUCGACCCCACGUACGUGGAGGACUUCCUCCUCACCUAUCGCACCUUCCUGCCCGGCGCCAAGCACGUGGGCGAAAAGCUGCUCGAGUGGUUCGGCGACACGAGCCUCCGGGACAAGGUGACCAGAGUGGUUCUCCUGUGGGUGAACAAUCACUUCAACGACUUCGAAGGGGACCCGGAGAUGACUCAGUUCCUGGAGAAGUUCAAGGAUGGCCUGGAGAGAGAGAAGAUGCAGGGCCACCUGCGCCUGUUGAACAUCGCCUGCGCCGCCAAGGCCAAGAGACGCUCGCUGACGCUGACCCGGCCCGGCCGCGACGAGCCUCUGCCCUUCGCGCUGACGGGCGGCAGCGAGCGGGGGUUCGGCGUGUUCGUGGAGAGCGUGCAGGCCGGCAGCCGGGCUGACGAGGCCGGGCUUGGACGCGGGGACCAGAUCCUGGAAGUGAACGGGCAGAACUUUGAGAACAUCCAGCUGUCGAAGGCGCUGGAAAUCCUGCAGCACAACACCCACCUGUCCAUCUCCGUCAAAACCAACCUCAUGGUGUUCAAGGAGCUACAGAACUGGACGGGCGACGAGCCCGGCUCCUUGAAUUUCGCCGGCCGUUGCGGCGCUGCCACCGCCGCCCCCUCCUCCUCCUCCUCGGGCGCCGCAGCCGCUGCAGCCGCGCUGUCGUACGAGUCUCACCGGCCCAGGAUCGUGGACGGCGGUAACGCGGUGCGUCUCUCGGUGCCCGAUCUGGCCAUACCGCACGAGCUCAGCAUCCCCGUCGAGAAGUUCAAGGGCAAGGGCAAGGCGAGCACGGUGAGCGGCCGAUCGCGGCUGAGGAAGUUCGUCAACAAGACCUUCAGCAUCCUGCCCACCAAGCCGUACGGCAGCGGCAGCACCGAGGUGAAGAUCGGCCAGUCGCAGGACGACAGCAUUGUGGGCCUCAAGCCGCCCGUGUGCGGCACGUCCACGUGGAUGCUGCGCGGCUCCCUCUCCUCCAGCAACCCCGACCUCCUGCAGUGCCACCGGCUCAUGGACUUCACCGCGCCUCCCGACGUCCACGACCAGGUGCUGCGCAUUUUCAAGGCGGACCAGUCGAGCCGCUACAUCGUGAUCGGGCGCGAGACAACCGCGCGCGAGGUCGUCACGCUGGCGCUGCAGGAGUUCACGCUGACGGGGCCUCCCGACUCCUUCUCUCUGUGCGAGGUGUCGGCCGCGCCCGACGGAGUCACGCGCCAGCGCCGGCUGCCCGACCAGCUCUCCCGGCUAGCCGAGCGCAUCCAGCUGAGCGCCAGGUACUACCUGAAGAACAACAUGGAGACGGAGACGCUGUGCUCGGACGAGAACGCGCAGGAGCUGCUGCGCGAGGGCCAAGUGUCCCUGCUGCAGCUGAGCACGGUGGAGGUGGCGGCGCAGGUGUCGAUGGGCGACUUCGAGCUGUUCCGCACCAUCGAGCCCACCGAGUACGUGGACGACCUCUUCAAGCUGCGCUCGCGCACGGGCACGCGCGCCCUCAAGCUCUUCGAGGGCGCCCUCAACCAGGAGACGUUCUGGGUGGCGUCCGAGGUGCUCGCCGAGCCGGGCCAGAUCAAGCGCGUCAAGGUGCUCAAGCACUUCAUCAAGAUCGCGCUGCACUGCCGCGAGUGCAAGAACUUCAACUCCAUGUUCGCCAUCAUCAGUGGCCUCAGCCACAGCUCGGUGGCCCGACUCAACGGGACGUGGGAGAAGCUUCCGACCAAGUACGAGAGCCUCUACCGCGAGCUGCAGGACCUGUUCGACCCGUCGCGAAACAUGGCCAAGUACCGCAACGUGCUGAGCAGCCAGAGUCUGCAGCCACCCCUCAUCCCGCUCUUCCCCGUUGUCAAGAAGGACCUCACCUUCCUGCACGAAGGCAACGACUCGCGGGUGGACGGGAUGGUGAACUUUGAGAAGCUGCGAAUGAUCGCCAAGGAGGUCCGCCAGGUGGUGAGAAUGGCCUCCGUUGGAAUGGACGCUGCGGCCAUGUUCCGACACAGGCGUAAAAGGUGGCGCAGCCUUGGGUCCAUAAGCCAAGGGAGCUCCAACUCGGCCGUGUUCGACGCCAUCCAGGCGUCGGGCCACCGCAAGCGCGCACGCCGCAGCUCGCUCGUCAACCCGCGCAAGCUGUACGAGGAGGCGCAGAUGGGCCGCAGGGUGAAGCAGUACUUGGCGCAGGUGAACAGAGACGUGGACGAGGACAGCCUCAUGACGCGCUCCGUGGCGCUGGAGCCGGCCAGCGCGCCCCCAGCGGCGCCGCGCAUCCCCGGCGAGCGCAAGACGGCCAAGUCGGCUGAGAGCUCCCCCGUGGUGACGCGGGCCCCCAUCCUCAGGCAGGGGGCCUCCAGAUGGCCUCAUGGGACACCGGGCUCCACAGCGGUGGGGGCUGCCACCCAGGCCGCCCCCAUGUCCCUGCAGCCGCCCCGUAAGCGCUUCCCCGCUAACGCUUUGCUUCCUCUUGGAGCCACUUCACCGAACUCGUACCGCAAGCUUCUUGCCCUCUCGGAGAGCCACGCGGACAAGAAGAGCAGAUCAGGUGACGAGUCGGUCCCGACACCCCCCGCGUCUCCUAGGACUUCUCCACGACGAGGCUCUCAGAUGAAGCGCAAAAACUCUCAGCGAUCUAAUUCGGGAGGGUCAACUGCGUCCUCGGCCGUGGAAAACGCCAACAAGAACAACAACACUCCCAGGACAUACGGCAUUGGGUUCACGCUGGCGUCUCUCACGGACGUGCGCGCCACGUGCGAGUCUGGGUCGGAUGAGCGGGAGGCAGUGGAAGGCCCAGCGAGCGGAGGGCAGCACGAGACCUCCCCCCACGGCCCUGGGGAUGAGGUCGGCACCGAACGACCCCCCCCUGGCCUCCCCCCCACAAGCGACGACCCCGGAGCUCAGGACUCCGACCCGGGCUCCAAAGCGGACGCAGCCGCCGCCGCCGUGGACGACGACGCCGAGGGGGGCGGGCGGUCCCUGCUGCUGCCCCCGUACAGCCGCAACUCGCUCGAGACGUCGGACAGCGGACGGGACAGCUGGACGUCGUGCUCCAGCGGCUCGCAUGACAACUUCCAGGCGCUGACGAGCAGCCGCUCUUACUGGAGCGGCUCGGGCGGGCUGAGCACGGGCGACCUGGCCGCCGAGCUGGAGCAGUGCUGGGUCCUGCUGGGCGCCGGCCGCCUGGCGACGAACGCGAGCAAGCGCGCCGCCGCCGUCGGAGACGGCCCCGUCGUCGUCGACGACGACGGCGGCGUCGUCGUCCGUGGCGCGGUCCGCAGCUCCCCGUCGGUCCUUUCGUCGCUGUCGCCGUCCCGCGAGAGCUGGGCGUCGUCGACGGGCUCGCUGUCUCCGGAGGAGAACGAGGGCGACACGGGCACGAUAAAGCGGCGCAACGGCAAGGACUGCCUCCCCGACGCGGCGGGGCGGCGGGACGAGAAGCCGGCGCCGCCAGUGGGCGGCGCCGCGCUUGUUGCAGACGCGGCUCGCGCCGGAGGAGACGGGAGGGAGGAUUCGGCGGAGAAGACGCGGGAUGCCGAGGUGGUGGUGGCCGCUGCGGAGCCGGCCGGAGAAGGAGGUUUAGUAGUGUACUGCGUCACGCGAAAAACCGUGCCCUCCAGCGCGGGGAGUGGCGCAGGAGAUCCCCUGCAUGCCCUGGCCCCCCCGGAAGAGAGCUCCGCUCAUUCCGGCUCGUGCCCCGCGCACCUCCACCCCCCGCUGCAUGCGACCGCCUGCGAUAGUGGCCCCGAAGUGCAGCAGCAGCAGCGGCCGUGUUCCGCCACGCCGGCGAUCCGCCCGACGUGGAAUGUGCCCCAUGUGCUCGGCAGUCAGGCAGUGCAUGGACAGGGCUUGCUCAGUUCACCGGUUAAGCAGCAGCAGCAGCAGUAUGAGGACGAGAAAGACCAAGUAUCGACCGUGUAGGCGAGAGACGUUUGCGGGUGGGGGAGCAUUUGGAGGACAGUGGCACACGCGUGCACGCACGUGAAUAAGCGAAUACCCCCUCUCUCUCGAAACUAUGACCCCACGGAACACAACGUUGGGCCUGCAAUUGUGUUUACGAGCCGGAAGGUCUUGCAAAGGGUGGGCGCGAUGAUCUCUCGCGUUCGGCUUUGGUGGAAAGAAGAAGUCCACCCGCUUGACCAGCCGAAAUUCACACCCGCCUACGGCUCGUGACGGCAUAUGGAAGUGAUGUUGCCGAGUGAAACAAGGAGUUGGGGGGGGGCUCCCUGAGAGAUCGAAGUUUCUGGACAAAGCCUGCUCAAGGAGUUUUUUUUUUCCGGUUGGGGGUGGAAAAGUUCCGGUCCUGUUGUCCGAGGCUGGUACCACGUAAAGCAACAUCCGGGACGAUGACGGCAUGAUUGUGGUGGUACAAAAAAUAAAAAAACGUUGCAAACGAGUAUUUUGCUUUAUUUAAUGUCCAACCUGAGCAAGGUGGUGCAACCUUUGGGGGGAGCUGGCGAAGGGUUUUGAAGAGACGAAUGGAUAAAGGUCAAAAAAAGGGGCUGGUCUGUGAAAAUAAUCCAUCUUGUCAUCUGCACUGCACUUUGUAUGGCCUGGUUGGCUCCAUAAAGGCCAAAUUUUACAGCUAUUCUUGCGAUUUACUGGAUAGUCCUAGUUUUUCUAUUAAUUUAUGCUUGUGACUCGUGUAACGUAUUAAUGUUGAGUUGCUUGAAAGCAAAUUGAGUUUACGUAUCAAAGUUCUGCAGGGUAUGAAGGACGUGUUAGAGUCUUUGUAAAACGAAAUUUGACAUAGUGUUUAUUUGUUAUAUACUUUUUUUUUUCCCAACACCCUAGAGAAGAAAGGUCAGUGAAGCUAAGAAUCUGGAUUCUGAUUGAUUGAUUGAGCCAAACAACGAGAAGCAUUUCAGCGAUGUGGCAGUUAUUGUUCAAAUGCAAUAUUUGAACUGUGAUAUGGGCUGACAUUUUUAAAUACACCUGCAAUCAAUGAGUAAUUGUGGUGGCAUGUUCAUCGUGUGCUCUGAAUGUGAACGCUGAAUAAUUCAAUUUUAGAGCAAUGAAAACCCGUGUGUUAUAAGCGAAUGACGAAUAUGGGCUACAAGCCACUGGAACGUUACAGAGUAAUAGUUUGCCUUUGGUAAACAUGAAAUAUUAAGAGACAAAUCCAAACUUGAGUUCCUGUAUUCUCAUUUAAUCCCCAGUCGUGCUACAGCACGAUCCAAUUUGGAUUUACACGAGCGUCGAAAUCCACUGAAUCUCAAGACGCCGUACGGAAAGUUCGGAAGCAGUGGGCUUAUUUGUUUAACAGAGAGAAGGAGAGGCAGUCAGUCAUAGAAAUGAGGAAAGUCCUGAGGUUUCACUGGAGCAGGGGCAGUGAGUCUCCAGCGCAGUUGAAGGGGGAGGAAGAAAGUUUUAGACUGUGGGGUCCAGCAGAGGAGAAUUAGUGACCUCCAACUCGGUGAGGGCCGGCUGGGUGGGCUUUGAUAGAAAGACCUCGGCUGCUGGAGGCAGAGAGGGUGCGUGGGGGAGAGCCCCGAGGGAGAUGAGAGGGGAGAGGCGGGUAGGAGCAAGUCCAUGGAGAAUCUUGAAGACGUUGAGCACCAUCUUGACGUGACUUUAAUAAUACUGCCAAUACCAAGCGCAGAGAUACAUAUCUCGCGAUAUUUUUUGCGCUGAAAUUACGACAUUGUCACGACAAAGCAAACCGUUUUAUUUGUUUAGACAUUAACUGCAAUAAGCCUCUGAUAAUAUAUUCGCCCUUGAACGCGCACAAGGCUAUGAAAGAGGAAUCUUUAAGAAAUUAUUGCAUACAAAUUACAACAGUUCACAUCCACGAUAUGGUCCGCGUAGCGUUGAAAGAGAAUGCGUGAAACUGUGGUGGACAUAAACGCUGUCCGCCUUUUUUGCCACACGGCAUGCACUGCCCAUGUAAGAGCCCCAUUCUUUCAGAAACAACCCGGAAUGUUUACUUUUUUACUCAUUGAUCUGGAAACGCAGAAAAGGUGGUUCAGUCUUGCUUGAGUUGAAUAUGAAUCUACUGUAUUAUUAUUAUCUGGUAAUGUAUCACUCACGGAUAAUUAGUGAUUGGUUAUUUAUCAUUAUAAGCAGUGCAAUUGACCACACAUAGUGUUUUAUUAUGAUUUUGUAUUCUUUUUUUCGUGCUAUAAACUAACUUUGAAGGAGAAAUGCUGCAAUUUUUGCGAAGGAAAUGCUAAGAAUCCAGGUUCGUAGUUUUACUACCCACAGUGAGCUUGACCGUUCACUCGUUUACGGGCAUCUCUGUACGUUUAAACUUGUGAAAACUAUUGUUUGUUGAUUUUUACGUGUGUGUGUGUGUGCGCGCGUGUUUGUGUAUACGUCCGCGUGUUUGUGUGCACCCAACAUGUGGCAAGACGGGAAAACAGUGUUACUACGUCCGUGACAUUUUGUAAGCUAGUAGAGAAAUGUGCAAGGCUUGGUGGGUAAUCCUGGAGGUGGCUGUGCACGUAGCGAGGCUGUGCAUCGGGGUGUCCCUCCACCAGAAAUUGAUUAAAUAUUUAUGAUAUCGCAGACUGACUGCUAACACUGGUUAUAUUAUCCUGUACAGAACAGUACUAUACAUACUGGAAGAUAAAAAAAAAGAGUUUGAAUUUGAUACCUCUUAGCAUGCACUCAAAUAUGACAUUCCUGAAAAGUCUGACAGUUGUUUCUUUUUAAAGUUAUAAAUUAAUUUGUUCUAUAUUUAAAAGAACGACGAAAGAAUUUGAGCCGGUCGUUAUAUAUAUAUCUCUCUAUAUGUAUAUUUGACCGGAAACAUUAUUCUGAUUCUGAGUGCACAGUUCUAACAGUGGGUUUUAUUGUGCCAUUCAUAAUUGCUCCUUUGCUGCAUGUGCAUAAAAUGUGAGUUGAUAUAUUUUGCAAUUUUUUUUUUACAAAGGUGAGGUGUGGGGGGGGGGGAGGUAAAAUUCAAUAUUUUUAAACAGUUGUGUAGCCUGCACUAGCGCAGCUUGCUAAAUGUUACAGUAAAUAUCCAAUGUAUGCAUUGUUGUGAAAGAAAAUUUGGUUACAAAAAAAGUUGCAUUUAACGUGUCAUUCAAAAACACUUUAAAAGAAGUACAAGAACCUCAUCCAUAUGAAUGAGUUUAGGUGGUUUGGCACAAAUUGUCUUUGUUUAAGAAGAAAUCGCAAGAUCAUUCACGCCGUUGCCUUAAUUUCAAGUUCCAAAUAUAUCUCUCUUACGUGGAAUUACUUAAACAUUGGUCUAAGCUUCGGGGAAAUUGAAACUUAAAUCAGAGUUGAGAACAAGUAGGCUGAGGCAGUUGUGAUAGGCCUCGCAUAAUCAUUAUUUCAUGUUGUACUUGGGUUGGUGGACCACGUAACUAUGGGUGUACAGAACAAAUCAUAUUAGUGCAUGCGCGUUAAUGCAACGUACUCAUGAUAAGUGCUCGUGCCACCAUCGCUGAACUAUUAUUGCGUGGUUAUUUUGACCCAUUAAAACGAUCCAUUACGUAAAUGAAAUAAAAAUGUUAAAGAUUAAAUCUAAAAAAAUGACAAUAACAUAAUCUUGAAGUUUGUUCUUUUUUCAUUUAUUUACUCUUGAAGGGGCACUUAAGGUUGGAUGUUAAGCAAGCUAGAGAUUGAAAGGGAGUAAUUGCAACUCCAGUGGUGCAUAUUUGUAGAAUGUCAAAUACGGUAGUGCUGUUGUGUUAAUAGGGAUAGCUAAUGUUGCAUUGAAUUGAAACACUUGUAUACAAGUGUAUUUGGUUACAAUUAUUCCCAGCAGGACUGUAUUUGCAACAGUAAUGAGGUUUAAUUCUGGCAAAUCACACCUCUGAAAAAAUUAACCCGUAAAAACAAAGUUUUUCACUAUAAAUCCUUUAUAUGUGUGUUCAAUGGGCCACAACCCAGCCCACAUUGGUCUUUGAAACGGGCGGCUAGAGUCCUCUCGUCCUCUGGCUUGAGAUAGCUGCCACCUAUGGGUCAGAUGAUUGCCUGCCACCAUUAAGCAAUUGGUAAUUAAAUAUUAAAAAAAUCCUAAAAAGUGGACAAUUUUGGAAAAAAAAUUUCACGAAAAUACAUUGUCACGCACAACGAGUCUGUGUGCAAAAUGUCAGCUCGAUUGGAUCACGGGAAGUGGGUUAAAAAACGACCGAAAGAUUUGCACGGUCGUAAGCGCGCAAGCAAGCAAGCAAGUGAACUUAAUAUAAAGGAUUAAAAAAUUGCCUGAUGAAGCUGGUUGUAAGCACCAGCGAAACGUCGUACUCAAAUUGUAAAUGUUGUGGGCUUACUUUCCAACACACCGCUGUGCUGAAGUAGUAACUGAUUGGCACGUUUUGUUAACGUGACAAACGCGAUCUAACCCAAAAUAACCUUGAUUAUGAGUAAUGAGAGGGGCAUUGUUAUUGAUGGGAUUGUUCUCAAAUCAAUUAAAUAAGUGAAAAAAAUGUUUUGUUCCCAUUGUUUAGACGCUGUGUUUGAUUGGUUUGAAAAUGGCACGCGCUCACUAAUACAUUAUUCAUGUGAUUGGCUCUGUGCAUUCUAUAAUCAAGUAAAACAAGGUCGCCUUGUGAAAUGAUGAAAACGUUUAUGAAUGUCAUAAAUUCCUGUUUAGAAAAAAAAAUCUGUAAUUACGAAGACACAAAUGUGAUUUUUCUUUGUUAAGUUUUUACUUAAAUAGUACAUAUAUGUUUUAAUUUAAUGAGAAAAAAAAAUAUGAAAUGCUGCAAUAAUUUAAGUAAUUGUAUGUAAAUACAUCAGGUCCAUUAAUUUUCCACAUUUUUAAAAUGUGUCCUAUUACUGUCCUUGUGUCCUGCUUUAUGUCAUGCAGUGAAGGAGUUUCUGUGAUUUAAUAAAUUGACUUGCAAAUAACUAUUUUGGAAGGAAAGACUAAGUUAAGAAGCAAACGUUUUUAUAACAUUAUUCUUUAAUUUAAAUUGUGUUAUCAUUUGAAUGUACAAAGUAAACAUAGAAGUUGUCAAUUUUAUUAACAUCUAUAUAUAUAAAAUCGUUCAUGUCUGUGUGUCUGUGUGUGUGUGGACUGCACUUUCAUUGGACGGCGGUUGCCCCUGGCAACGGCUAGCCACGCCUUCGCCGCUUUCAUUGGACGGCGGUUGCCCCUGGCAACGAGUAGCAACUUUUCUCCGCGGGGUGGACGCCAUUUUUAAUAGCGCGGGGGGGGGGGGGGACCGGCACCCGUACCCAGCGUUCGCCGGGUGGGAAAAUCAGGCAAGGCGGGAGGCUCUGCACGGUGCUAGGCCUCGACACCCAACACGCCACUCUGAGGUAAAUUCAUACAAAUUUCACGUCCUCUACAGAGUGGCGAGGGAGGCAGAGUGGCGAGGGAGGCAGAGUGGCGAGGGAGGCAGAGUGGCGAGGGAGGGACUCAGCCUCAAAACGAGUAACUGGUGUGGCGUAUUAACAUCGCCACUGGGGAGACAAAGGCGGCCGGGCGUGGUGGAUACAAGUCCCGGGCAAAGCCGGGUCAUGACUAUGUGUGUAUGUGUUUAUGUGUAUGUCUGUGUGUCUGUAUGUAUGUGUGUAUGUAUGUGUCUGUAUGUGUUUGUGUGUAUGUAUGUGUGUGUCUGUAUGUAUGUGUGUGUGUAUUGUGUAAGUGUUUUUGUGUAUGUAUGUGUGUGUUUGUAUGUAUGUGUAUGUUUGUGUGUAUGCAUGUGUGUGUAUGUGUUUGUGUGUAUGUGCGGUUAUGUAUGUGUGUGUAUGUGUGUGUCUGCAGCAAGCGCGUGUAUGUGUACCUAUGGACGCGCGCGCGUGUGUUGUGUAGGGAGAACGGUAGUGUAGUGCUUAGCGUACUGCCUGUGUCUAUGUGUGUGUGUGUGUCUGUGUGUGUGUGUCUGUGUGUGUGUGUCUGUGUGUGUGUGUGUCUGUGUGUGUGUGUCUGUGUGUGUGUGUCUGUGUGUGUGUGUCUGUGUGUGUGUGUGUGUCUGUGUGUGUGUGUCUGUGUGUGUGUGUGUCUGUGUGUGUGUCUGUGUGUGUGCGUGCGUGGUGUGUAGGAGGAACGGUAGUGUAGUGCUUAGCGUGCUG